AUGGCUUCCCGGUUGGGCGGUUCCAGGCUGGUCGGCCUGAUUAAAAGAAUUGGACAAAGCCGGACCUUCAAAGUCACAGCGGCCGUUGGGACAACUCUUGGAGGCCUCUAUUAUUUGGAUGUUUGGAAUGAAAAGCACUUCCAGAAAGAAACGGUAUGGGUAUUUUGACUUUUUUCUUGUAUUUUUAGGCCAUUCUGGAGGUACUGUAAAAAUAUUACUUAUGAAAAAAUAUUACACUAGGCAAGAAUUACUAAUUGCCUGCUAUUUUUAUAUAAUUUUUAGGAGAAAUACUUCCGAAUUGCCUUGGCCGACUCCCAAAUCCGUGCGGAACUCAACAAACGUCCAUCGGGAGCUCUCCCCACUCGUCAGGAACUGUUGGCCAGAUUAAAAGAAGAUGAAUUUGAUGUUUUGGUCAUUGGCGGAGGUGCCACUGGAGCCGGUGUAGCCUUGGAUGCGACAACAAGGGGCUUGAAAACAGCUCUUGUCGAACUUGAUGAUUUCUCAUCCGGCACUAGCUCAAGAUCAACCAAACUUAUCCAUGGAGGGGUUAGAUAUCUGCAAGCAGCCAUCUUCGGACUGGACAUAGAGCAAUACAAAAUGGUCAAGGAGGCGUUGUUCGAACGUGCGAACCUGCUAGAGAUCGCUCCUCACCUAUCUUACCCAUUGCCCAUCAUGAUUCCCGUUUAUAAGUAAGUGCAAUAUUCUUUUUUUAAUUUUUUUUUGAUUUUUAGGUAUGAAAAGUUUAAUAAGAUUGGGAAUGACCUAAAAAUUUGUUUUAGGUACUGGCAGAUCCCGUAUUACUACGCAGGCAUCAAAGCAUACGAUCUGGUCUCUGGCCGGAGAGUCCUAAAACAUUCGUAUUUUGUGGGCAAAGAAACCUCUUUGGAGAGAUUCCCCAUGUUAAAGAAGGAGAACCUAAAAGGAUCCUUGAUCUAUUACGAUGGUGCCCACAACGAUGCAAGAAUGAAUUUGGCCAUUAUUUUGACCGCUAUCAGACAUGGCGCCAAGGCUGUAAAUCACGUAAAAGUGGAGACGUUGUUGAAAGAUCCGGAAGGAAAAUUGGUCGGAGCUCAUGUUAAGGACAUGGUAGGGAGAUUUGGUUUAGGUUUGGGUUUGAAUUCGGCGGGAAUAUAUUAGUUUUGGUCGAUUUAUGAGAAAUUUAGCCUAGUAUAAUAUAAAAUUUUGGAUAUAAAAUUUUGUUGUGUUUUAGGUCAGUGGAGCCGAAUGGGACGUGAAAGCCAAGGCCAUUGUGAAUGCCACAGGCCCCUUUACCGACUCGAUGAGAGUAAUGGCGGACCCUGAGACCAAGCCGAUUUGCGUCCCUUCAGCUGGUGUUCAUGUGGUUCUCCCGGGCUAUUACACGUAAGUAUAGAUGCUAUUUGGAUUGUUUUUGGGUUUAGGGACUGUUUUUUGAAAGUUUGGAUCACAUGAAAUGAUUUGACCCCAUUUUUUGCCCAUUAUAAUGUCACCCAUUACAGCCCAAGUGGAUUUGGUCUUUUGGACCCCCAAACCAGCGAUGGCCGUGUGAUUUUCUUCCUCCCCUGGCAAAAGAUGACCGUCGCCGGAACCACGGAUGCCAGCGCCGAACUCACCUUCCAUCCAGCCCCCAAGAAUCAGGACAUUGAAUUCAUCCUGGGCGAGAUCCGAAGAUACCUCUCGAAGGAUGUGACCAUCCGAAGAGGCGACGUCAUGUCCGCUUGGAGUGGCCUAAGACCAUUGGUUAGAGAUCCGAACAAGACCAACACCGCCUCGCUGGCUAGGAAUCAUAUUAUCGAGGUGGGAAAAAGUGGCCUGAUCACCAUCGCAGGAGGAAAAUGGACAACUUAUCGUCAUAUGGCCGAAGAAACUGUCGAUACCCUGGUGAAAGUACAUAAUUUGAAGACUAGAAACAACUGUGUCACCCCUGGUCAGUGAGAAUUUUAAAGAUUUUUGGUGAUUUCUUUGGGAUCUGGUCAAGUGUAAUGCAAAACUUUGAUAAAAAUAGUGAUUUAUCGUAAUUUUAUUCAAUUUUAGGCCUUAUGCUGGAAGGUGCACACAACUGGGACCCUCUUUUAUAUAUCCAUUUGGUACAGGAUUACGGUAUUGACACGGAUAUUGCCCAACAUUUGGCUAACACUUAUGGAGACAGAGCGUUUGUGGUGGCAAGAAUGUGCAAAAUGACCGGUAAAAGAUGGCCAAUCGUUGGUUCCAGACUCCAUGAAGAGUUCCCUUACCUGGAUGCAGAGGUCCGAUAUGCUGUUAAGGAGUACGCAUGCACUGCCGUGGAUGUCAUCGCCAGAAGGUUGAGAUUGGCUUUCCUGAACACAUACGCCGCUCAUGAAGUGCUGGAUAGAGUCUGUCAGAUCAUGGGAGAGGAGUUGAAGUGGAGCAGUGCCGAACAGAGGGUAAGAAUUAAAAAAUAUAGCAGAUUUUACCUAAAAUAAUGUCAUUUUUGACAUGGAUAAUAUAAUUUUUGAUUGGGUUGGUGGUUUUCUGGUUUGAUUUUUACGGAAAAUAAUUUCAGCGUCAAUUGGAUGUGGCCAGGACCUUCAUCGACCGGGAAAUGGGCCAAGAAGCGAGGGCUCAGUCCAUGAAUGAGAUCACCUUAAACCUGACGAGAGAGGAAAUGCAGGCUGCCAAGGAACGAUUCAACUUGUUGGACAGAGACAGAAAGGGUCAUAUUACUGUGAACGACAUUCGGCGACACUUUAGAGUAAGUUUAACAUUUCAAAUUGGAACUAUUUUAUAUUCAUCAUGGAUAAUAUAAAUUUUUAGGAAAAUAACAGCAAAAUUGAUGAGCGAUUACUCCACGAACUCCUAAAUGAAGUCGACAUGAACAAGAACGGUGAAUUGGAGCUCACAGAGUUCUUCCAGGUAAGAUUUGAACACUUUUGAAAUCAAAAUUUUUCAUGGAUAAUAUAAUUUUGCUCGAUUUUAGCUGUAUUCCGGCCUGAAAGGAGGUCAAAUCACCCAAAAUCGACUGGUCCGAUACCUCGACGAACUCAGCACCCCCGAUGUCAGCCGCUCUGGUGGAGGUUUCUAAUUUUUUCUUUCCAUUUUGCAGUUGUUAAGGUCUUUUUAUCCAGAAUUUGAUGUGUCUUACGGUUGGUGAGAACUCAUUAGUCUGUUACAAUACCGUUUUUGUUGCCCUCGACAAAAUUGUAACCCUCUUUUAGGUAGUUUGUCUAGAAAUUUAGCUAUAAUCAUACAAAAUUUAUAUUGUUUUAGUGUCUUUUAUGUCUGAAAUCCACACAAAUUACUUAUUUUUGACCAGGGAUUACCGUUAAAGCGAUACUUCCCAAAAAUUUCACAAUAAUCUUAAUAUUUCGCUACCAUUUUUACUCAACUUUUCAAUUUUUAAAAAGUUUUUUUUUCGAUUUUUUUGUUAUUUUGAUUUUGGAAAAGUAAUAAAAAAUUGACAAUAUUUUUGAACAAAAGUAGUUUUUUUUAGAUUUUUUGAGAUUUUCAGAAAUUUUGAUGACUAAAAUAAUGUUCCAGGUGCCACCAGAGACGCUGUCGCCAAGGUAAUUUACGAUGCCAUGCUUGGAAAAGAAACGGAGAGGUGCCCCACCAAAAAAGAUCACAAAAAGUUGUUCGGAUGA
Molecule: messenger RNA, 3581 nt
Organism: Bursaphelenchus xylophilus (pine wood nematode)
Lineage: Eukaryota; Metazoa; Nematoda; Chromadorea; Rhabditida; Aphelenchoididae
Source: the annotation of a GenBank genome assembly